CGUUGUGUCUGUCCGUCUGCAGGAGAACCGUCCCCGACAAGCAGACAGGAAGUGAUGUCGUGCUGUCAGACGAGCAGGUCCAGCUGGUCAACCGUCUCCAGAGAGGACAGUUCGGAGACGCCAACUUCAACGAGUACGAGCCCCAGGUGGAGUUCUUCAGCCGUGACGUGAUGCUCCACCCGGUCACCAACCGGCCGGCAGACAAGCGCAGCUUCAUCCCGUCUCUGGUGGAGAAGGACAAAGUGUCCAAGCUGGUCCACGCCAUCAAGAUGGGCUGGAUCAAACCGCGUCGCCUUGACGACGACAGCAGGGGGCGCUACUACGACCUCUGGGCCAAUGAGGACUCUUCUAUUCUGGCCCGACACAAGAUGCACCUCCCGGCCCCCAAAAUCCCUCUGCCGGGACACCAGGAGUCCUACAACCCUCCGCCGGAGUACCUGUUCACCGACGAGGAGAGAGCCCUGUGGGAGCAGCAGGACCCAUGUGACAGGAAGGUACCGUUUGUUCCCAGAAGGUUCUCCAGCCUCCGUCAGGUUCCAGCGUUUUCUCGUUUCAUCCACGAGAGGUUUGAGCGCUGCCUGGACCUUUACCUGUGUCCCCGCCAGAGGAAGAUGAGGGUGAAUGUGAAUCCAGAGGAUCUGAUUCCCAAACUUCCCAAACCAAAAGACCUGCAGCCGUUUCCAACAACACAAUCUCUGGUGUAUCGGGGUCACAGUGGUCUGGUUCGCUCCAUCAGUGUGUCUCCGUCAGGCCAGUGGCUCGCCUCAGGAAGUGAUGAUGGCUCAGUGAGGUUCUGGGAGGUGUGUUCUGUCUGAAGUCUCGCUGCGGUCCAGGUGGGCGGAGCUGUGAAGAGCGUCGCCUGGAACCCCAACCUGUCUGUCUGUCUGCUGGCUGUCGCCCUGGACUCGGUGGUGUUGAUCCUGUCUCCCUCUCUGGCAGACAGACAGGUGGUCCUGUCGUCAGAGCGACUCCUCUCGGCCCCCCAGGAGGCUGACGCUAACGAGGGGGCGGGGCCAGUUACCUGGAGUGAGACGGAGGGGGAGGAGCUUAACCAGGGGAUCCGCCUCAAGAUACAACACCCCAAAGCGGUCCAGCAGGUUUCGUGGCAUGCUAAAGGCGACUACGUGGCCUCGGUGAUGCCGGACCACUCGAGCAACCUACAGGUUCUGAUCCACCAGCUGAGCCGGCGCCGCAGCCAGAACCCCUUCAGGAAGAACAAAGGGCUGGUGCAGUGCGUAUCCUUCCACCCCGUCAGGCCCUACUUCUUCGUGGGGACGCAGCGCUCCGUCCGCAUCUACAACCUCGUCAAACAGGAAAUGACCAAAAAACUACAGGCCAACUCCAAGUGGAUUUCCAGCAUGGCCGUCCACCCCGGAGGUGAUCAUGUGAUCUGUGGGAGCUAUGACUGCCGGCUGAGCUGGUUCGAUCUCGACCUCUCGACCAAACCUUACAAGAUGCUACG
Perca flavescens (yellow perch) is the source of this 1462-nucleotide messenger RNA. RefSeq names its product BOP1 ribosomal biogenesis factor (gene bop1). The annotation marks the transcript as partial. The transcript has 10 exons. Gene Ontology annotation, biological process: ribosome biogenesis; maturation of LSU-rRNA from tricistronic rRNA transcript (SSU-rRNA, 5.8S rRNA, LSU-rRNA). The record is from RefSeq and is a predicted model, not a curated record. NCBI's taxonomy places the organism in Eukaryota, Metazoa, Chordata, Actinopteri, Perciformes, Percidae. Gene Ontology annotation, cellular component: PeBoW complex; preribosome, large subunit precursor. Gene Ontology annotation, molecular function: ribonucleoprotein complex binding; protein binding.